AUGGAUGACUUGUUUAGACAUGCCAACAAAUACUCAAUGCUCGAAGAUGACGUACGAGCAGCCACCCAGCAAGUCGUGGUUGCUGGACAGGCAUCUAGAAGUGGCACGGAAAGAGGUCCCAAGCUUCCGGACCAGCCAAGAGGCUUGUCCGACUUCAGGUGGCCUAGACCCCUCGGAACGGACCCAUUCAAAAGAGAUCAUAGCAAGAGAUGUGUCUUCCACAAGGAACACGGUCACACAACAGAGACAUGCAGAUGCCUCCAUUAUCUGGUUGAAAGGCUCAUUAAGGCGGGACAUUUAAAGCAAUACCUUCGCUCAGAUGCCAGAGGUAGAGACGCUUCCCAAAAUCACAAUUCUGGAGCCCCCAGGGCCCCCGCCGCCCCCAAAGCCGUUAUAAACUAUAUUAACGGAGGCCCAACUGACGAGGAGUAUGACUCUAAACGAAAGAGACAAAAGUUGUUGCGGGCCGCAUCAGUACAUGAGCGUAUCAACUCCAUCCGGCCUGGACUAACUGGAGGGGGCCCUCACCCCAUAGAUGGGACAAUCAUUUUCCCACCAGUAGACCCCACCCGGACGCUGCAGCCACACCUCGACGCCUUCAUCCUAUCCCUAAAGAUAGGAGACUUCGAUGUAAGACGCAUUCUGGUUGACCCAGGCAGCUCGGCCGAUCUUGUGCAAGCAUCGAUCGUUAGCCACAUGGGGCAUAGUCUCACGGGCCUUGAAAACCCUGGGCGAAUCCUGUCCAGAUUCAACGGGUCGUCAACUACUUCCUUGGGAGACAUUGUACUGUCGGUCCAAGUUGACCCAAUCACUCUCGACAUACAAUUUUCGGUGGUACAAGAUUUAUCGCCCUUCAAUGUCAUCUUGGGGCGCACAUGGCUACACUACAUGAAAGCCAUCCCCUCUACAUAUCAUCAAAUGGUGAGUUUCCUUACCAACGAUGGGCAAAUUGACCUAUAUGGCAGCCAGUUAGUCGCUCGCCAAUGCUACCAGAUAGCACGAGAAGUAGGGUCCAGCCAGGAGGAUGCAUCCCUCCCUGAGCCCACCCAUGCACUUGACCAAUAG
This is a messenger RNA of Vitis riparia (riverbank grape), 1065 nucleotides long. RefSeq lists its product as uncharacterized. The transcript is spliced from 2 exons. The coding region runs from base 1 to 1065 and encodes 354 amino acids. Lineage: Eukaryota; Viridiplantae; Streptophyta; Magnoliopsida; Vitales; Vitaceae. The record is from RefSeq and is a predicted model, not a curated record.